Diospyros lotus (date-plum) is the source of this 1034-nucleotide messenger RNA. RefSeq names its product protein RTE1-HOMOLOG. The coding region runs from base 187 to 876 and encodes 229 amino acids. Lineage: Eukaryota; Viridiplantae; Streptophyta; Magnoliopsida; Ericales; Ebenaceae. Gene Ontology annotation, cellular component: Golgi apparatus; endoplasmic reticulum. The record is from RefSeq and is a predicted model, not a curated record. Gene Ontology annotation, biological process: regulation of ethylene-activated signaling pathway; response to ethylene. The transcript is spliced from 3 exons.
GAUUAAUAAGAAAGAACGGAAACUAGUUAAACCUUCCUGCAUUUGUUAUAUCACUUGGGCCCGGUGUCUGUUUCCGGAGACCGUCGUUAGUUCACAACACUCUGAUCCUCAGCUAAUCGACCCCUUGCGUUGGGAAUUACAGCUCCCGUUCAUCCUCUUCCGCCGAAGCUUUCUGCAGCUGGGGCAAUGGAUACAAAUGCUGACUCUGAGCACCACAUGAUGAUUGAACACACAUCAGAAAAUAUGCAUAUUGAUCCAAGGAGAGCCCGAUUUCCUUGCUGCAUUGUAUGGACACCACUGCCUGUUAUAUCCUGGCUAGUUCCUUUUAUAGGCCAUAUCGGAAUAUGCAGAGAAGAUGGGGUAAUAUUGGACUUUGCAGGGCCUAAUUUUGUGUGUGUAGACAAUUUUACAUUUGGAGCAGCUGCCCGCUACAUCCAAAUAAGCAAAGAAAAGUGUUGCAUUUGUCUCCAUCCAGCUGCUUACAGAAGUGAAGAUGGACGCAUGCAAGAUGGACCUGCCACCGACUCAUUAACAUGGGACGAUGCGCUGCGCAAAGGUACACAGGAGUUCCAGCACCGAGCAUACAACCUUUUCACUUGCAAUUGUCAUUCCUUUGUUGCCAACAACUUGAACAGGCUUGGCUUCCGGUCUGGUGGGUGGAAUGUGGUGAACCUAGCGGCUCUAAUUUUCCUCAAGGGGCAGUGGGUGAACAAAGCAUCUAUCUUGCGGUCUGUCUUACCAUUCAUCAUCGUUUUUGGGCUGGGAGUCACUCUUGGAGGCUGGACUUUCAUAAGUUUUUGGUCCUUUUUCACCUUCAUCCUAGUAGGUUGGUUUCUUCUUGGUACUUACUGUUUCAGGAAUUUGAUCCAGCUGUAGCUAGCCUCUUGUUAUUUUGUUCAUGCUAUGUGCACCAUUUUUUACCCUUUUGUUGGUUGAAGCAUCGCAGUUCGAUGGGUAGUUGUGGUUGUUUGCUGAUAACUGUACAAGAUAUAUACGUGCAAUUUUGAAAUAAGUCAGAAACUUUGCUUGCUUAA